This is a messenger RNA of Epinephelus fuscoguttatus (brown-marbled grouper), 1892 nucleotides long. RefSeq names its product electron transfer flavoprotein subunit beta lysine methyltransferase (gene etfbkmt). The transcript is spliced from 3 exons. Gene Ontology annotation, cellular component: mitochondrial matrix. Gene Ontology annotation, molecular function: protein-lysine N-methyltransferase activity. Lineage: Eukaryota; Metazoa; Chordata; Actinopteri; Perciformes; Serranidae. The record is from RefSeq and is a predicted model, not a curated record. Gene Ontology annotation, biological process: peptidyl-lysine trimethylation. The coding region runs from base 490 to 1269 and encodes 259 amino acids.
ACCUGUUGCUUUUUUCUAUCAUCUACUUUUAGUGAAAAUCUAAAAUGUAGCCUAAAUUAAUAUGGCUAUUUAAUGCCUAUAUCCUAACUUUAAGUUGUGUGUACUACUGUUAAUAAUUUAGAAUAGCUGACGAAGAGGAAGAAGGUUUCAAUCAAUAGAUUUAUUUUAUAUACAUUUAUGAAUUUCGAUGUAUUCACCUACCGAAAACUGUGUAGGAACCUUUAUGUGCGGAACGUUGAUCCGUUCCGUUUUCAGGAGGUCGGUGCAGCUUUGGUCCGACAAUGUUUUGUGUCCGUGUGGAAAACAGCCUCACUUGGAUCUGUACGGUGGAUUUGACAGCUGUAUUAUAUUUUAUCUUUAAAUAUUGUGUUGUUUAAAGGGUGUUGCUCUAUAAUGACAGUAUUGAGUGACUGUUAGCUGCAGAGAAAAACAUUAAAAGCCGCUAUGAGGCUAACUAGCUAGCUAACUAGCCAGCUAACGUUAGCCAGUAUGUUUAUGAUCAUGUCGGGACGUUUAACGCCUCAGACCCGUCAUUUUAAAGCUUUUAUUAAAGCGUUUCGACAGACGAACAGACCUAGAAGUGUCUCAGUCAGCUGUCAGUCUGAUGAGUAUAUCCGCAGGUUCAUUUCAGAGAACACAGAGGUCGUUGGAGAGCAGAGCCUGACCCCAGAGGUCAAACUCAGACUGUUCACCCCGAAGUGCAGGUUCUGGAGAGAGAGACCAGAGCUGUGGCCCUUUGAUGACCCGUACUGGGCCAUAUACUGGCCAGGAGGACAAGCACUCUCGAGGUUUCUUCUGGAUAACCCUGCAGUGUGUCGGGGUAAGACAGUCCUGGAUCUGGGGAGCGGCUGUGGAGCCUCAGCCAUCGCUGCAAAGCUGUCUGGUGCUGCUCAUGUAGUAGCUAAUGACAUAGACACUGUUGCAGCCGUUGCUACGCGCAUGAACUGCGAGGUGAACGGCCUGGAGCCGCCUGUUUGUCUGACUGAUAACAUGAUCGGUUCACCACUCGAGGGCUUUGACCUGAUCCUCCUGGGUGACAUGUUCUAUGACGAGGCCCUUGCCACCAGCCUUCACAGCUGGCUGGACCUCUGCAUCAAAACUCACGGCACCAGAGUCCUGAUUGGAGAUCCGGGGAGAGCCCAGUUUGAGGAACACGGCAUCCGACGACUCCUGCUUCAGCUGGCUCAGUUUGAGCUGCCCGAGUCUGUCAGAGAGGAGAACUACGGUCUGACCUGCAGCAGUGUUUGGUGCUACCGUCCUGAACUCUGAGGACUGGAGAUGAUCCUCUGUGCCGUCCUGUUUGAAUGUGUCACAUGUACUCACCUGCAAAGGACUGUGUCAGGUGUUUGGUGAUGACUUUGCAGUUAUUUUCUGGGUCAGUCACUUGUUGUCUUACCAAAAACUUUCUCCUGAUAUUUACCAGGAUACCCAGGAUGCACUGAAUCAAUAUCACAAAAUCAUUACAUGCCAAUGUUUCAUUUCCUGUACUGCUGCUAUGAAAAUAUUAAUAGAAUUUACAUAAAGAAUUGAAUACAUUUUCUGUAUUCUUUAUUUAUUAUUAUUAUUUAUUGUGCCCAAAGUCACAAUUUUUUUUUUUAUUUGGGGGCAAAAUCACAGGGCGAGUUCACGAAACUCCACAUCUUUAGCUUACGAAAAACAAAACAAAGUCUAGGAAUCAGUGGCCAAUAUGGAGCCCCCAUAUGUUCAAUACUACAUGGACAGAUAUGUAAUUAUGAAACAAAGAAUCUCUUAAUUAAUCCCCUUCAUAUUGACUUUGGUGUUCCGCAGCAUUUGUGACUGGGUAUCCUUUGUGGGACACUCAACAAUUUUCUGCUUUUAAUUGUUUAAUUUAAAUCCCCUCCCUUGUUCCAUAAUAAACAAGCUGUUCCUUA